AUGGCCGACACAUCGGAGCGCAGCAACAUCCACGUCCUCCUGCUCCCGUACCCGAGCCAAGGCCACAUCAACCCGAUCCUCCAGUUCGGUAAGCGCCUCGCGGCGCACCGGGGCGUGCGGUGCACGCUCGCCGCGACGCGGUUCGUGCUCAGCAACAGCCAGCAGCCGUGCCCCGGCGACGCCGUCCGCAUCGUCGCCAUCUCGGAUGGCUGCGACCGCGGCGGCCGCGCCGAGGCCGGCGAGGCCGCCGCGUACCUGUCUCGGCUGGAGUCGGCCGGGUCGGAGACCGUGGACCAGCUGCUCCGGUCCGAGGCGGAGCAGGGCAGGCCCGUGCACGCCGUGGUGUACGACUCGUUCAUGCUGUGGGCACCGCGCGUGGCGCGGCGGCACGGCGCGUCGUGCGCGGCCUUCUUCACGCAGGCGUGCGCGGUGAACGUGGCCUACUCCCACGCGCGGGCCGGCCGGGUGGAGCUGCCGGUGGCGGCGGGGGGCGAGGGCAAGGCGCUGCCGGAGCUGCCGGGCCUGCCGGCGGGGCUGGAACCGGCCGACUUCCCCACGUUCCUGACCGAGCCCGACGGCGGCUGCCGCGCCUACCUUGACCUGCUGCUGCAGCAGUGCCAGGGGUUUGAGGUGGCAGACCACAUCCUCGUCAACUCGUUCUACGAGCUGGAGACCAAGGAAGCGGAGUACAUGGCGUCGCGGUGGGGUGCCAAGACGGUCGGGCCAUCGGUGCCGUCGGCGUACCUCGACAACCGCCUCCCCGACGACGUGUCCUACGGAUUCCACCUGCUCGCCCCGAUGAGGGAGGAAAGCAAGGCCUGGCUCGACGAGCGGCCGGCACGCUCCGUCGUGUACGUCUCCUUCGGCAGCCUCGCCGCGCCGAGCUCUGCUCAGAUGGCCGAGGUGGCCGAGGGCUUGUGCAGCAGCGGCAAGGACUUCCUGUGGGUCGUCAGAGCCUCGGAGACUCCCAAGAUCCCCGGCGGUUUCGCUGACAAGGCCAGGGGGAGGGGGCUCGUCGUGACAUGGUGCCCGCAGCUGGAGGUCCUGGCGCACCCCGCCGUUGGGUGCUUCGUGACGCACUGCGGCUGGAACUCGACCAUGGAGGCGCUGGGCAUCGGUGUGCCGAUGAUAGCAAUGCCGCAGUGGUCAGACCAGCCGACGAACGCCAAAUACAUUGAAGAUGUUUGGCGAGUCGGCGUGAAGCUACGACCAGACGACGCUGGAUGUCUAGUGAGGAAAGAUGAGGUGGAGAGGUGCAUUAGGCUGGUGAUGGAAGGAGAGACUAGCAAGGAGUACAGGGAAAAUGCUAUGGGAUGGAGCGAGAAGGCAAAAAAGGCCAUGAGUGAAGGUGGUAGCUCGGACAACAAUAUCAUGGAGUUCCUCAGCAAAAUUCGAUUGAAAUGA
Messenger RNA from Miscanthus lutarioriparius, 1404 nucleotides. Lineage: Eukaryota; Viridiplantae; Streptophyta; Magnoliopsida; Poales; Poaceae. The record is from the annotation of a GenBank genome assembly.